AUAAUAUUCCCCCAGAAACCUACUAGUCUUUCUCUUAUGUCUCAUUUACAUUUAGCCUCUCAUCCAUUGCUUCUUUUUGCUUCCAAAUAGUAACAACCAUGUUCAGGCCAGGGUUCGUACCAGCUUCCAACCAUGCUCAACUUCCUCAGUGGAAAGACACUUGGACACGAGUGCUACCUGCUCUGACUUUAUGGAUAUGUGUGUCGGUAAUCCUCCGAUAUGGCUACUAUGGGAAUUGCAGUAUGGUGCUUGGACCAAGCUCUUCUCGGUUGAUGAAGGCCAGUUCUGUUUUUGUACAACAGGUUCAAGUAAGAGAUGAAAAUUGGAAAGGGGCUCUUGUUUAUGUGUUUCCAGAGAAACCAGAGUUAAGCAACGAAGUAAAUUGGAACUUUUCAAAUUAUUUGAUUGUUGGAGCAUAUGAUCGCAAGCGAUACUCUUUGUGGUUAAACAAGGGUUCUAGGAUCCACAUAAGAUGGGCAACUCAACCCAGUAGAUUAGACAAAAUUGAACUCAUUAUCAUAAAAGGAGAAAAAAAACCAGAAACGUUGCUGCCCGAACGAACAGUGCCAUUUGGUGCCCUUUUCCUGAAUGAACCAGUAACGGGUAAAGAAGCAGAGUACAACAUUGAGGAAGAUGACAAGUACUCUGUAGGUCUAAUUAACUCGAACCCUAGAAGCAUAAUUAUUACAUUUAGUUUAAAUGUUACAUCCAAAGUUUAUGAUGUAACAAAAGCUAGCGAUAUGUGUUCAACACUAAAUGGUUCAUGCCGGCUCCAACUUCAGUUUCCCCACACUCAGUAUGUUAUAGUUUCAACUCCUGAUAAUGGUGAUAUUGCCGGACGGUACGUUGAGCUGUCUUUUGUUGCUCGAGUUGUUACUUACAUUGCAAUUUUAGGUUUCUUCAUCAUUAUCAUUUUAUUGGUGCUGAAAUACCUAGGAGCAUGCAAUGAUGAGAUAAUUAAUAGUAAUACAACGUUCAGGGAAAUAUCGUGGAGGACGGAGACUGACCCUAUUUUACCGGAGAAGUCAGUUCGGUUGACCUACGGAACAACGGCAGAGGACGACAAUGAUGAUGCCGAAACCGGAUCUUCAAGUAGCUCGUCGGAGGAUUUAUAUGAUGCGAAAUUAUGUGUAAUAUGCUAUGAUGAUCAACGCAACUGCUUCUUCGUCCCAUGUGGACACUGUGCGACUUGCUAUGAUUGUGCUCAAAGGAUUAUGGAGGAAGAAAACAAGGUGUGUCCAAUAUGUCGAAGAUUGAUUCACAAAGUAAGAAGAUUGUUUAGUCCAUAGAAUUAGGUAAUGAAAUGAGAUUGUAUAUUAAUGCCAGCAUGGUUCUAUCUACCGAACUGAGUGCCUCGUUUAGGUUUUGGUACGAGUCUGGGUUCGGAGUUUUUCUUUUGUUUUUUCUCAAUCAAGCAACAUGAAAAACUCGGAUAUAGAUGGAGGGCUUGGGGGAACCGAUGCAAGCAACAUGUGGUUUUUGCUUAGAAUGAUAUGUUCACUUGGUAGGCUAAGGAGUCAUUGUUUGUCCCCAUGGUGAAAUCAUGUGUUGAUUUGCUUACAA
Gossypium arboreum is the source of this 1563-nucleotide messenger RNA. RefSeq names its product E3 ubiquitin-protein ligase APD2-like. Lineage: Eukaryota; Viridiplantae; Streptophyta; Magnoliopsida; Malvales; Malvaceae. Bases 99 to 1289 code for a protein of 396 amino acids. The record is from RefSeq and is a predicted model, not a curated record. The transcript is spliced from 7 exons.